ACUCGGUGCAACAGGAUUUUUGUCAUUGUUGAAAGCUCAAACGUUUUUUACUUGUUUCUUUUGAAAAUAAAAUUAUUAAGAUAUUUGCUGAUCAGAAAUGGAAAUCUGUAAGAAAACAACAUGCCUGACGAUGAUUUGCCUUAUUCUCCUUGUAACGGGGCAAGGUGCUGAUGCAUUCUUUAAGGAAGUAAUCGGUGGUCUCAUCGGUGUCGGAGCAGCAACAGUCGCUCUACCCGCUGCUUUAGGAGCGGUUGGAUUUACCGCAGCGGGUAUUACAGCCGGUUCCUGUGCCGCAGGAAUGAUGUCAUCAGCAAUGGCAUCGGGAGGAGUUGCGGCGGGAAGCACGGUAGCCGUGUUGCAGUCGGUUGGAGCCGCAGGACUGUCAUCGGGGGGUGUAGCCGCAGCAGCCAUUGCCGGUGCUGCUGCUGCCAGGGAAUAUGAAUAUGAUGAUUAAGUCAUAUUCCAAGCACAUACAUAAGUGUAUCAGUUAAGACACUGAGUCGUUAAAAUUACAAUUAGUCAGAAUAUGUUGCAUGUCUGAUUUUAAUGCGCCAUCAAAACCACUUUUUAACAAAAACUUAAUUACCUGUAUUUAUAUCUCAAUUGAAUCAAUAUUGUAUCGCUUUCAGGCAUAUACAAAAUAAAGUGCCAUAAAAGUUGCAUCUAUGAUCAAAUUGAAAAUAUUAAUGUACAGGUCAUAAUGGAAAUCCUGAAAAUUAUUUUGUAGAAGAAUGUUAAUAUACAGCAUCUUCCUUUUCUUUAAAUUCAAAAGACCUUGCAUUUGGAAUUAUCUUCAACGUAACAUGAAACAAAUUUCAUACUGAAAUGUUCUUUAAAUCUAAAAAUAAAAAUUUUCUCUCAACGUUUUAAUUCAAUCAAUCCCAUCUUAUUUUCUUAUUAUUAUAAUAGUUCAUUUUUUCAUUAAGUCUUGAAUUUUAUAUUUUACCCUACAUAGGGACUGCCUCGUCAGAACCUUUGCUUUGUUAUUUUGCAUGCAGUUUUCCACUUGUUCAUUUUAUGAAUAUAUUCACUUUCUAUCAUCUUUGCUUUAAAACAAAUCUUACUAUGUAUCUUUAUAUCUUUUUUCUUUACUUUUUCUGUUUUUGUUAUCGUUUUUAUAUGGUCAAUAUAUUUUAAUGGACUUGAAUAGAUCAAUAAAUAAAAUUAAAUGAAAAACGUUCUCGACAUUACACCCUAUAGCUAAAGCGUUCGGACUAAUAAAUUCAAACAUUGUUUGCCGAUAAUUCAUACCUACUAAUCAAGGGUGGCAGAGAAAAGUUGAAGGGGGGGGGCACAUUGAAAAAGGAGACCUUUUCUUUCAAAAAGGGUACUAUAUUAAAACAAAGAAAAAUGACUUAUCUACAGUGACGUAAAAACCCUACAAAUUGAGGGGUCUAGAUAUGUCGUAUCAUGUUAAAGCGAGAGCACGACAAUUUUGUUAUCUUUAUAACAAAUAUCCAAUUUUGUGAUAGGUUUUUAGUGCUUCAAAAUAGUGGGGGCCUCCAGGAUCGCAGCCCCUGCUACUAAUAAUUUUACUCAACUUAAGAAUACACAACCUGUUAAUAUUUUUAAACGUUGUGAUUACAAAAUCAGCUCAUGUUAACAUAGUCAAACCACCAUUUCAAUUAAAUUCUUUCUCAUUAUGAUUUAUUGCAUAGGCCCCUUUUUUCAAUUCCAUUCCAGAUAAUUGAUAAUAAAUUGUUCAUGUACAAAUAUUACGAAAUUCGGCUCACAUUUAAUUUCAAUGGUUUCUUGAGAAUGAUUAUUUUUAUUCUUUCCUAUCCACCCUUGGAUAUUUGACCAAGUUUGAAGCAGAUAUUACUGUUCAAUUCAAUAACGUAAACCA
Molecule: messenger RNA, 1846 nt
Organism: Lytechinus variegatus (green sea urchin)
Lineage: Eukaryota; Metazoa; Echinodermata; Echinoidea; Temnopleuroida; Toxopneustidae
Product: interferon alpha-inducible protein 27-like protein 1
Exons: 3
Coding region: 98-454 (118 amino acids)
Biological process (GO): apoptotic signaling pathway
Cellular component (GO): membrane; mitochondrion
Source: RefSeq, a predicted model, not a curated record